AAUGCACUAACCCAUCAUAAUACAGAGACACCCACAUCCCAAUUUUUCAUCCAAAAUCAAAAUGCAUUAUUCCUCAAAGCCAUAUUUGAUCAUUCCAUUUAUGCUCUGCUUCUCCAGUCCUUUUCUUUCUGCAGGCUCUCUCUUCCAUGUUUGCUUCGACAAGAACUCUACAAGCCCUGGCUAUGAUUCCAGCUUGGAUAAACUAGCAAGCCUCCUCCAAGCCAAUGUUCCCCCAACCGGCUCUGGAGUUGGCUCGGUUGGCCAGGCCCUAACCCGAGCCAAUGGCCUGGCCCUCUGCAGGGGCGACACCUCUAAGUCGAACUGCACAGACUGCAUCAUAGAAGCAAGUAGAAAGAUUAGAGUCUUUUGCCCUUCCACUAAAGGAGCCAUCGUAUGGUACGAUACUUGCCUGUACAAGUACUCGAACGAGGCCUUCUUUGGGCAGAUCGACAACAAGCACAAAUUCUAUCUAUUCAACGCGGACGAUGCGGAAGAGCCGGAUUUCAACGAGAAAACGAAGAAUCUGCUAAGCCGGUUGGUGAACAAAGCUUAUACAAGCCCAGUCUUGUACGCCACCGGGGAGCAAAAGCUUGAUGCUGUUGGUCCCAUACAUUUGAUCAACACGGUAGUGCACGGACUGGUGCAAUGCACCAGAGAUCUUUCCGGAAAGGACUGCAAGAAGUGCCUUGAGGAUGCUAUCAGUGAGUUCCCAGAUUGCUGCGAGGACAAACAAGGAGGGAGAGUUGUCGGCGGCAGCUGCAACUUUCGAUACGAAGUUUAUGACUUCAUUAACACUAAGUGACACAUGUUGAAAAUUUAAACUUGCACCGAAGUCUAGGCAAAGUAAAUGAAUCUGGAAGAAGAAGAAGAAGAAGAAGUUGAGGAAGCCCACAUAUACAGCAUGGUAGAAGAAAUCGAGAAAGCCUUCUGGAAUUCCAAUAAAACCCUUAAUGUAUUGUAUUUCUGUUUAAGCUUUAGCCUAUAAAUAGCCCUUGUAUCAAAGUGUUUGACCAAAUCCGACAAUAAGAUAUUCUUCCUCGUUGUUCAA
Messenger RNA from Diospyros lotus (date-plum), 1048 nucleotides. RefSeq names its product cysteine-rich repeat secretory protein 38-like. The record is from RefSeq and is a predicted model, not a curated record. The transcript is spliced from 2 exons. Bases 62 to 802 code for a protein of 246 amino acids. NCBI's taxonomy places the organism in Eukaryota, Viridiplantae, Streptophyta, Magnoliopsida, Ericales, Ebenaceae.